This is a messenger RNA of Aphanomyces astaci, 1634 nucleotides long. RefSeq lists its product as hypothetical. Gene Ontology annotation, molecular function: ATP-dependent diacylglycerol kinase activity. The record is from RefSeq and is a predicted model, not a curated record. The transcript has 10 exons. The coding region runs from base 15 to 1634 and encodes 539 amino acids. Gene Ontology annotation, biological process: signal transduction. Lineage: Eukaryota; Oomycota; Saprolegniomycetes; Saprolegniales; Verrucalvaceae.
AAAACAACAUCAUCAUGCAGCAUGGUCCCAACUUUUUGUGGCCGUUCGCGCCGCGGCUGGACUGGUGGUGGCUGUACCUGUCCGUAGCGGUGUCCUUGGCACUCGUGUACGAUCAGCUCGCGCUUCCAUCGCCGCGUUCGUUGAGGACGCUCGUCGACGACUUCUGGUGGCUGAACGUGCCGUUGCUCGCCAUCGCAGGUCUCGUCUGCCUCAACAUAAGCAUCCGUCGCCUUGUGUACUUCUUUAGCAAGCCCUCGUUCCGAGAGGGUCCGUACGUCCUUGGGCGUCACCAAUGGCGCGCCAGCACCCGCGCUGGACCUCUGUGGUGCAACGUGUGCGAGUCGCUCGUGAUUGGCAUCCGCAGCUACGUGGUGAAUUGCGACAUUUGCGGCAUCACCGCCCACGGCCCGUGCGCCUUGCGGCACAUGCGCGCAAGCACCAAGCAGAAAUGUGCGUGCAAACUGGCGGCGAUUCCCGCCACCUGCGACGACGCGACGUUGGCGUCAUACAAUGCACACGUGUGGGUCAAAGGCAACAUCGACCCGUUGGACACGUGCGACUUGUGCGGGUUGUUCUGCGGCAACAUCCUCGCGCUGUCCGCCAUGCAGUGCAUCUGGUGCCACCGCCGCGUACACGAAUCAUGCUUUGAGGCGAGUGGCGUCGGGCAGGGCGCGUGUGAUUAUGGCCCGCACCGCCAGUUGGUGCUGCCGCCCACGUCCAUCCGCAUCAACAGCAGCUCCCAGCCACCCAUUCCAUCGACCAACGCGCUGUCCACGGUUAAGAACGCCGUCAAACACAUCAAGAUCACAUCGCUUCGGAAGCGAACCAACUCCAUCACCCUCGUCACAGAGGACGGAUCCACGCAAACGAUGGCCAUCCAGCGAAAUCAAACGCUGCAACAGUCCGAGCCAGUGCCGUUGUUGGCGGAAGGCUGUGAUGCCGACCAACUACCUUACACGAUUGAGCCGCGGCCAGGCUCGACGCCUCUCUUGGUGUUUAUAAACAGUCGAAGCGGUGGUCAAAUGGGGGUGUACAUGCUCCAGCAACUGCGGCGGUGGCUCAAUCCUCUGCAGAUCUACGACUUGUCCCUCCAAGGCCCCGAAGCCGCCCUGGCGCAGUACUGCAACGUCCCCGGCCUUCGCAUUUUGGUGUGCGGCGGCGAUGGGUCUGUGGGAUGGGUGUUGGGAGCGAUAGACAACUUGUCCAAAACAGUCUUUCCAAGGCAGCCGCCGGUGGGCAUCCUGCCGCUGGGCACCGGCAACGACCUCGCAAGGGUGCUGGGAUGGGGCAGCGGGUACUCCAAUCAGCCAAUCACUGCGCUUCGCCUCCGUCAAGCCAAAAAGGUCCAGGUGCGGCUGAAAGAACGUCUGCCGCUGCAAAUCGACGGCGAGCCGUGGAUGCAAGAUCCGUGCGUGAUGGACAUUUCGUUUCACCACCAGGCGUUCAUGCUAGCCAAGACCACGCACGAGCGCGACACAGUCACCCGGCAAGUGGGUGAGGUAUUGGAUUGGGCAGGGAAUGCCAACGUCAUCACGUGGGAGCAGCGAGACGUGCUGCUCGCAGAAAUCACAAGGCGAGUGCACGCCAAGGACCAACAGCACUGUGCUAUCGUUCGCCGGCACUUUGCAACGUAG